Didymella exigua CBS 183.55 is the source of this 2466-nucleotide messenger RNA. Its product is annotated as D-xylulose 5-phosphate/D-fructose 6-phosphate phosphoketolase. The coding region runs from base 1 to 2466 and encodes 821 amino acids. Lineage: Eukaryota; Fungi; Ascomycota; Dothideomycetes; Pleosporales; Didymellaceae. Gene Ontology annotation, biological process: carbohydrate metabolic process. Gene Ontology annotation, molecular function: aldehyde-lyase activity. The record is from RefSeq and is a predicted model, not a curated record. The transcript is spliced from 3 exons.
AUGGACGCAAUGAUAACCGUCGCGGCUUCUGAGCCCGAGAAGCUCACCGAGGAUGUUGAGAACCUUAGCUUGUCACCAUUUGGCAUCGCCAGGUCUUCAGUCAACGAGACACCACUUACCGACGAUGAAGUGCGCCUGAUGACCGAUUACUUCCACGCUUCGAUGUACAUGUGCCUAGGCAUGAUUUACCUUCGAAGGAAUCCUCUCUUACGCGAUCCGUUGACGGUCGAGCACUUGAAGCGCCGCCUCUUGGGUCACUGGGGAUCCGACGCCGGCCAGUCGUUCACAUACAUCCAUAUGAACCGUCUGAUCAAGAAGUACGAUUUGGACGCUCUCUUUGUUUCUGGUCCUGGCCACGGUGCGCCUGCCGUUCUUUCCAACUCCUACCUCGAGGGUGUGUACUCUGAGGUUUACCCCGAUAAGAAGGAGGAUGAGGAGGGCUUGAGGAGAUUCUUCAAAUACUUCUCAUUCCCUGGCGGUAUCGGCUCGCAUGCCACUCCCGAGACCCCAGGUAGUCUGCACGAGGGUGGAGAGCUUGGGUAUUCGAUCUCUCACGCUUUCGGUGCAGUCUUUGACCACCCAGACCUGAUUGCGCUCACGAUGGUCGGUGACGGCGAGUCUGAGACUGGUCCGUUGGCUACGAGCUGGCACUCAACCAAGUUCCUCAACCCCAUCACUGAUGGAGCUGUCUUGCCCGUCCUCCACCUGAACGGCUAUAAGAUCAACAACCCUACGAUUCUCUCUCGUAUCAGCCACAAGGAGCUAGAGGCCCUUUUCGUUGGAUACGGAUGGACACCAUACUUCGUGGAGGGAAGCGAUCUGCCGUCGAUGCACCAAGCUAUGGCUGCUACACUGGAGCGCUGUGUCACAAAGAUCAGGGAAUACCAAAAAGAAGCCCGCGACUCUGGUAAGGCCUUCAGGCCCCGUUGGCCUAUGAUCGUUCUUCGCACACCUAAGGGCUGGACUGGCCCCCGCAAAAUCGGCGACCACUACUCUGAAGGUUUUUGGCGCGCUCACCAAGUUCCCAUCACCGACGUUCUUACCAACAACGAGAGUCUGAAGAAGCUUGAGGAAUGGAUGCGCAGCUACGGGCCCGAGAAGAAGUUUGACAAGGAUGGCAAACUCAUUCCUGAGCUGAGGGAUCUGGCACCCACAGGCAACAGGCGUAUGAGUGCCAACCCAAUCGCAAAUGGUGGACUGCUGAAGAAAAAACUGCACGUUCCGGACUUCCGCAACUACAGCGUUGAGGUCAAGAAGGGUGGUGUUUCGAAGAUGGGUAGCAUGGCGAACUUCGCUGCCUUCCUCCGCGAUGUCGUCGCUCAGAAUAUGAAAGACUUCCGGGUUUUCGGCCCCGAUGAGACUCAAUCGAACAAGUUGGACAAGAUCUACGAGGCUGGCAAGAAGGUUUGGUUAGCUGACUACUUCGAGGAAGACGAGGAUGGUGGUAACCUUGCCUAUGAUGGACGUGUCAUGGAGAUGCUCUCAGAGCACACAGUCGAGGGUUGGCUUGAGGGCUACAUCCUGUCCGGACGACAUGGUCUCCUCAACAGUUACGAACCUUUCAUCCACAUCAUUGACAGCAUGGUGAACCAGCACUGCAAGUGGAUUGAAAAGUGUCUCGAGGUUGAGUGGAGGAAGAAGGUUGCGUCGCUCAACAUUCUUCUCACAGCCACCGUCUGGCGACAGGACCACAACGGCUUUACGCACCAGGACCCUGGUUUCCUUGACGUCGUCGCAAACAAGAGCCCUGAUGUUGUGCGUAUCUACUUGCCUCCUGACGCCAACUGCCUCCUCUCAACCAUGGACCAUUGCCUUCGCAGCGAGAACUACGUCAACGUAAUCGUCGCCGACAAGCAGGAGCACUUACAGUUCCUCACCAUGGAUCAGGCUAUUGAGCACUGCUCCAAGGGCGUUGGUAUCUGGGAUUUUGCUUCUAACGACAAGGGCGAGGAGCCCGAUAUCGUCAUGGCAUCUUGCGGUGAUGUCUCAACUCAUGAAGCGCUUGCAGCCACUGCUCUCUUGCGCACUCACCUACCACAGCUGAAGAUUCGCUUUGUCAACGUCGUUGACCUUUUCAAGUUGAUCGAUGCAAGCGAGCACCCUCACGGUCUGCAAGCACAUGAGUGGAAGGCUAUCUUCACUGACAACGUGCCUUGUGUGUUCAACUUUCACUCAUACCCUUGGCUCAUCCACCGCCUUACAUAUGGCCGCAAGGGUCAGCAGAACCUACUUGUUUGCGGGUAUAGAGAGAAGGGCAACAUUGACACACCGCUCGAGUUGGCCAUCCGUAACGGUACCGACCGCUACAGUUUGGCCAUCAAUGCCAUCGACCGCAUCGCUGGACUGGGUAACAAGGGCGCGGCAGCUCGCGAGGCGAUGCUCAACGAGCAGAUUAAGGCGAAGAACUACUCUUACCACGAGGGACUGGAUCCCAAGGAAAUUGAUGACUGGGUCUGGCCUUUUUAG